Molecule: messenger RNA, 899 nt
Organism: Rana temporaria (common frog)
Lineage: Eukaryota; Metazoa; Chordata; Amphibia; Anura; Ranidae
Gene: IAPP
Product: islet amyloid polypeptide
Exons: 4
Coding region: 86-586 (166 amino acids)
Cellular component (GO): extracellular region
Molecular function (GO): hormone activity
Source: RefSeq, a predicted model, not a curated record
UCAGCCGUUCCCCAGGUGUGAGGGGUAUAAAACAGCCGGUUGGCUGCCAAUUGGAGUUGAGACGUCAGCCACAAGACUUCUACAGAUGCCAGAAGUAAGGAAUUCCCAGACCCCGUACUGGCCAGACACCAACAUUUCAUUCCUGCGAACAUCCUCGGAGUACCAUCAGCAAGCCCGUCGAGGGGAGACAAUGAAGCACCUGAGACUAAUGGCUCUCCUCAUUAUAUUGUCCGUCACCAUCAGCAUUUCAAACGCGGCCCCUGUAGUCAGAUGGAAAAACUCCGAUAUUGCCAAUGGGACGUCAGAGAGCGGAUGGGCGAUUGCAGUACAGACCAAACACACCCUGUUCACGCCGACCAAUGGGAUGUCGCCGCUGGUGACCACAAGAGAGAAGAGGAGUCAGAUAGAAAAGAGGAGAUGCAACACGGCGACCUGCGUCACGCAACGUCUAGCCGACUUUCUGGUUCGAUCCAACAACCACCACGAUGCUAUCCACUCACCCACCAAUGUAGGGUCUUUCACUUACGGCAAAAGAGAUGUAGUGGGCCUUUUACGGCGUGAGUCCUUCGAUUAUCUACAACACUAACUGGCGAAUGCCACUCUACAAUCUGAGAACUAAUAUGAAGGGAAAGGACUGACAACUCUUAACUUUAAAUAUAUUUUGAGUGAUAUCAUUCUUCUGAUGUUAAAUUGAAGCUAAAAUGUAUUUCAGAGAUGUCUCAGCCCCCUAAUCCGCCCAGCUGUCUGGUUAUCUCUAUGUCUAGAUCGGAUGCCUCCAACCAGUGGCUUGGGUAUCACAUGUGACUCGCGGCUCCCAUAAGGACUAAUUUGCACUUGCUUAAAAAUAAGGCCUCGGACACGCUUUGUUAAAGCUCUCUGAACGCCAGUAAAAAGCUCCU